CUCUUUCUCCCUUUGAAAUGACCACUACCCCUCCUGUGAUGCUUCAUCCUGCACGCCCAUUGGAGCCAUUCGCUAGCAUGUGGUAUUGGGGAGGCGUAACUAUCCCUCUCAAUUGGUUUCUGUUGUCAUACCUCUUCUAACAAUGAAAGAAUCCAUCUCCCAUUUAUUCCAACCACUUUUACACUUCUCUCUCUCUCUUACACCCUUUAUAUAUAACCUUUAUGACUUCUGCGUUAGCAACACAAAGCUGCAUUAGCAACUAAAGCCAAAAUGCCAGCCCUUCAGUCACCAACCUUCCAUGUCUCUGUUGCUGAGACCUUCCUUAGAGAGUCCCCUAAGCUAUCAUCCAAUGGAACAAAGAGAGCAAAUAUGAAGAAGAGGUCAGGGUUGCCAAUAGCAGCAUCAGCUGUUUCUAUUACAUCCUCUGCUCCAGAGAGAGAGAAGGACCCAAAGAAACGUGUGGUAAUCACAGGGAUGGGCCUUGCCUCUGUCUUUGGCAACGAUGUUGAUGCCUACUAUGACUGCCUCCUCCAAGGCAAGAGUGGCAUCAGUCCCAUUGACCAUUUUGAUGUCUCUCAGUUCCCUACCCGGUUCGCUGGGAAAAUCCAUGGAUUCACCACUGAUGGUUAUAUCAAGAACAAGCAAGACCUUCGGGUUGAUGAUUUUAUCAAUUACACCCUUGUUGCUGGCUCCAAGGCUGUCCAUGAUGCAGGCCUUGGCUCUAAUAAUCUCUCUAAGAUCGACAAGGAACGAGUUGGUGUGGUUGUUGGAUCAGUCACUGGUGGCAAUUUAGGCUUUGCCAAAGCAAUUCAAUCUUUAAAAGAAAAAGGUUGCAGGGAAAUGGAUUCAUUUUCACAUCAUUUCGCAAUGACAAGCGCAGCCUCAGCUUUGCUUGCAAUUGAAUUUGGUUUUAUGGGUCCAAACUAUUCAAUUGCAACUGCUUGUGCUACCUCCAAUCACUGCUUCUAUGCAGCAGCUAACCACAUUAGGGAAGGCAAUGUUGAUUUGAUUAUAGCUGGUGGAACUGAAUCUUCAAUUACUCCUCAUGGCUUGGGUGGGUUUACAGCUUGUAGAGCUUUAUCACAGAGAAAUGAUGAUCCUCAAACUGCUUCAAGGCCAUGGGACAAAGGUCGAGAUGGGUUUGUUAUGGGUGAAGGUGCUGGACUUUUGGUAAUGGAGAGCUUGGAGCAUGCAAUGAAGCGUGAUGCACCAAUUAUUGCUGAGUACUUAGGGGGUGCAAUCAACUCUGAUGCCUACCAUUUGACUGAACCCCGAGCUGAUGGACUUGGUGUUUCAUCAUGUAUCAAAAGAAGCCUUCAAUAUGCUGGUGUCUCCCCGGAAGAGGUUAACUAUAUAAAUGCACAUGCAACUUCCACAACUGUAGGGGACCUUGCAGAGAUGAAUGCCAUAAAAAUGGUAUUCAAGUAUUCUCCAGAGAUCAAGAUAAAUGCAACAAAGUCCAUGAUAGGACACUGUCUUGGUGCUGCUGGGGGCCUUGAAGCCAUUGCUGUGUUAAAAGCCAUAACUACUGGGUGGAUUCAUCCAACAAUAAAUCAAUUUAAUGUUGAUCCAUUUGUGGAAUUUGAUACAGUUGCAAACAAGAAGCUGCAACAUGAAGUGAAUGUUGCAAUUUCCAAUUCUUUUGGCUUUGGAGGACAAAACUCGGUUAUAGCAUUUUCAGCAUUCAAGCCUUGACUAUUCAAUUAUUUUCAAUUUGUUAAAUUAAGAUCAUAUUAUAAUCUCAAUCAAAAUUUAUUUAUAUGUGAUAGAUUUUUUAAGUGUAAAUUUGAUGAAAUUAUAAUUACGUAAUUCUAUUUUGUUUAUCAUUAUUUAAUUAAAUAAAAAAUUAU
Messenger RNA from Macadamia integrifolia, 1850 nucleotides. RefSeq names its product 3-oxoacyl-[acyl-carrier-protein] synthase I, chloroplastic-like. NCBI's taxonomy places the organism in Eukaryota, Viridiplantae, Streptophyta, Magnoliopsida, Proteales, Proteaceae. The transcript is spliced from 7 exons. The record is from RefSeq and is a predicted model, not a curated record. The coding region runs from base 271 to 1695 and encodes 474 amino acids. Gene Ontology annotation, biological process: fatty acid biosynthetic process. Gene Ontology annotation, molecular function: 3-oxoacyl-[acyl-carrier-protein] synthase activity.